UAAUAAAUGCAAGAUCAUGCUUUAAUUUACGCCUUCAUUGGAGAAAAAGAGAAACAUAUUCCCGGUUGAAGCCGUACAAGUUAACAACAUGCCAAAUACUGGUAGCCCGAUGGGGAGUUAACAAGAAAAUACAUUUGUAAUUUGUCAUACCAUACCAUACGUAUCUGCGGUAUCUGUCAAAAAUAAAGUUGAAACCGAAGGCUCCUCUUUGUAUAUUAUUGUUAUCUUCGAUGCAAAUCUUUUGUUUUCAUAAAAACAAGAUCUCUGAAACGCAGUAUUUGCAGCCGCACAUCCAUAUUUAUCGCCAACAUCAGCUACGAGCGCUAGAACGAUAACAUAGCUUUCGCAAUGGGUAGCACGGAUUAUGUGGCAAUUAAAGACCUGAAACCAGGCAUGAAAAACAUCAACGCAGUCUUCAUAGUGCUGGAAGUCGGCGGCCCGACGCUAACCAAAGAAGCUAGAGAGGUCAGGACGCUGCGGGUAGCGGAUGCUAGCGCCGCAGUUAACCUCUCAGUUUGGGACGAACCGGGCGCCCUACUUAUGCCUGGCGACAUUGUACGACUCACAAGAGGCUACGCGGCUUUAUGGAGAGGCGCUUUGACUUUGUACGCUGGUAAAUCUGGAGAUAUACAGAAAGUGGGCGAGUUCUGUAUGUUGUUUAACGAGCAAGUAAACAUGAGCGAGCCACAGCCUACACCACCACCGCCUCCUAUGUCUACUACCCCUCCGGCUACCACGCCCGCCCAACGCGCGACUCCGCCAGCCGUCAACAACAACAGCAACAACAAACCGUUUCAAUCUGACAACAAAAUGGGAGGACACAAAACUUACGUUAGGGGACGGGGCCAUCAGAGAAAUAACAACAGGAGGUAGCAUUUUAGUGACAUUCAAGACUUUAUUCGUAAGAGUAUUUUGCAGUAAUGAUGUUUGUAUUUUUAAAUUUGUGUGUAUAUGUUAGUAGUUAGAACAAAAGUAAUUAGAUUUAAUAUGAAGUUAACAUUUUUUAUUCUCAUAGUUAGUAAUGUAAGACAAAUAUGUAUUGCUCACACCACCAAAUAUUGCUACUUUGUAAUGAAAUGUAAAAUAUUUGAUCUGUAAAUAACUGUAACCAAUUAUUUUGAUACAUUAAUUCCUGAAAGUA
Molecule: messenger RNA, 1141 nt
Organism: Leguminivora glycinivorella
Lineage: Eukaryota; Metazoa; Arthropoda; Insecta; Lepidoptera; Tortricidae
Product: SOSS complex subunit B homolog
Exons: 1
Coding region: 349-873 (174 amino acids)
Biological process (GO): response to ionizing radiation; mitotic cell cycle checkpoint signaling; double-strand break repair via homologous recombination
Cellular component (GO): SOSS complex
Molecular function (GO): DNA binding
Source: RefSeq, a predicted model, not a curated record